Molecule: messenger RNA, 1106 nt
Organism: Micropterus salmoides (largemouth bass)
Lineage: Eukaryota; Metazoa; Chordata; Actinopteri; Centrarchiformes; Centrarchidae
Exons: 1
Coding region: 1-906 (301 amino acids)
Biological process (GO): DNA integration
Molecular function (GO): nucleic acid binding
Source: RefSeq, a predicted model, not a curated record
AUGACUUCCUCAAGCUUCAUAAAUGCCCUCAGGAGGUUUUUUUCCAUAAGAGGCUAUGCUAAGCAGCUCCGGUCAGACUGUGGGUCCAAUUUUGUUGGAGCAUUUAAGGAGCUGAAAAUGGAUUCACAAGGUCAUGGUGAUUCAAGCAUAGAAGACUACCUUCUUCAACAAAAAUGCACCUGGGUAUUCAACCCUCCCCACUCCUCUCAUAUGGGUGGCGCUUGGGAGCGCAUGAUCGGAGUUGCACGUCGCAUUCUGGAUUCCAUGCUCCUCCAAGUUGGACCUUCAAAGCUCACCCAUGAAGUCCUAGUCACUCUUAUGGCGGAGGUCAGUGCCAUUGUGAAUGCCAGGCCGCUAAUCCCUGUAUCCACUGACCCAGAGGCUCCCCUCAUUCUAACCCCUUCCAUGAAAACAGGUGCAUCUCUUUCUCCAGCCAGUGACUUCUCAAAAGGGGAUUUGCUCAAGAACCAGUGGAAGAGAGUUCAAGCAUUGGCAGAGACCUUCUGGGCUAGGUGGCGGCGAGAAUAUCUAAGCACACUACAGAGUCGGCAGAAGUGGCAAUCACAGAAACCCAAUCUAAAAGAAGGAGACAUAGUUCUGAUGAAGGACAGUCAGGCAAAAAGAAACCAGUGGCCAAUGGGAAUGAUUGUAAAAGCCACUCCCAGUAAAGAUGGAUUAGUAAGAAAGGUGGAAUUCAAAGUGACAAGAAAUCAGGCGGUCAAGAUAUUCUCCAGACCCAUCUCUGAGGUGGUCCUGCUUUUCUCUCAGAAAGAUGAGGAUACCCCAACAGGCACGUCUUCAACUCACCAGCGUCUCAAUAACAGAGAAGCUGAGUCAGGGGACAUCAUGGCGAUGUUAUUAUUUCUUGUUUUUGAGUGUAGUCAAAUUAUUUAUGAAUAUUGGUAGAUGAUGUUAGUGUAUUGUUGGAUUGACAUACCUACUUUCAGUACCUGGUAACAGUCAGUACCUGUUGUGAUAGUAUUCCUUCUCUAAUAAUGUACUAGAGACAUUAUUUAGUACAUACAAGGUACUUACAUGUUUGUAUCUUUGUGUCCUUUUUGCAGUUUUACAAAAUUACAUAUUUUCCUUCAUUAAAUCCUGCCAAA